Messenger RNA from Triticum turgidum subsp. durum (durum wheat), 201 nucleotides. NCBI's taxonomy places the organism in Eukaryota, Viridiplantae, Streptophyta, Magnoliopsida, Poales, Poaceae. The record is from the annotation of a GenBank genome assembly.
AUGGGACACUCGAACGUCUGGAACUCGCACCCCAAGAACUACGGCCCCGGAUCCAGGGUUUGCCGUGUCUGCGGCAACUCGCAUGGCCUGAUCCGCAAGUACGGGCUGAUGUGCUGCAGGCAGUGCUUCCGCAGCAACGCCAAGGACAUUGGCUUCAUCAAGGUAUAUGCUUUGUCUGCAAGGCCUCUCUUGGUAUGGUGA